This is a messenger RNA of Zophobas morio, 14094 nucleotides long. RefSeq names its product Dynein heavy chain 1 (gene Dhc1). The transcript has 37 exons. Gene Ontology annotation, cellular component: axonemal dynein complex. The record is from RefSeq and is a predicted model, not a curated record. Bases 78 to 13997 code for a protein of 4639 amino acids. Gene Ontology annotation, biological process: microtubule-based movement. Gene Ontology annotation, molecular function: ATP binding; dynein intermediate chain binding; minus-end-directed microtubule motor activity. NCBI's taxonomy places the organism in Eukaryota, Metazoa, Arthropoda, Insecta, Coleoptera, Tenebrionidae.
UGUUCGUGUACGGGCCGCAGGGCCACUACUCCUCGGACUCGGAGUCCGAGUCCGAGAGCGAGUGCGACCCGGAGGUGAUGCUCAUGCGCCGGCGGGAGGAAUGCGAGAGGAAGGCGAGGAGGGGCGAGAUGGACCCACGUCUGGAGUUCGCCUUCCAGCUCCUGAUGGACGGGACGGGGUUGCCGAGGCACGAAAUCAUGGACCACGUGUUCGAGGGAGACAUGCUGGACGAAAUCAAUCAGUUGUUUCUUCCUCACAUGAAGAGCAAGCUGAUGUGGUUUUACCAGGACGUGGAGGAGACAGAAGUGGUGCCAGUGAUCGACCCCAAUAAACCUAGUACGAGCAGGCAGGUCCAACCCAGUACCAGCAGACAAGCUAUUCUCCAGCAGCUGCUCCCCACGUACAAGAAGAAGCUGUUUUUGACGGACGGCUGGGAUGUUCCUCUCACCGGAAUCUGCAUCUAUAUUUUUAGGACGAACACGACUAAGCAGCUCCCCGAAGAAGGCUUCCACAAGGACUUAUUCUGCGGCAUAAUCGACGCCCAGCGAAUCGGUUUAAUAACCACCGUCGAGCGCAUCAUCGAGCACGUCUUCAUGGAGGCUCUCGCCCACCCCAGCCCCGACUGCGAAGACGACGCCGCCAACUGCCCCAUGGUGAAAAACCAGCUUCUCCCCAGCCUCCGGUCCUUCUGCAGCGCUUUGAAAGUUUGCGAAGAAGUCUGCAACGAAGGCAACCUCUUCGACGACGGCGGCUCCACCAUGUCUAUCCUCGACACCGAAGAAGUGAACGAAAUGUCGAAACACCCCGAGAAGCUUAUAGUGUUGGAGGACCGCGUCAAGUCGUGGUCCAAGCGCCUGACCGAAAUUCUCAAAGAGAGCGAACAAGUGAGGAGGGAGAACGACUCAUCGGGACCUCAGGACGAGCUCGAGUAUUGGAAGAAGAGGGGGGCACAGUUCUCGCAGAUCUCCAACCAGGUGAACUCCAGCGAGGUGCAGAUGACGAUUUUGUGUCUGCGGUUGGGGCACUCGAAAGCGUUGAAGGAGUGGUCGGAGACGGAUAAGAAGAUCACGUUUUGUUACAACGAAGCUAAAGAUAACGCCAAGUUUAUACAGGCGUUGGAGAAGAAUUGUCAUUCGUUGUAUUUGGACGACCCGGUGAAGAUGAGAGCUUCGAUUUUGGGGUUGCUGCAGACGGUGCGUCUGAUACAUAGUAUCUCUCAGUUUUACAACACUUCGGAGAGGACGUCUGCGUUGAUGGUGAAGAUCACGAACCAAAUGAUCGAGACUUGUAAAGAAUACGUGACGUGUCGUGGUCAAGAGACCAUUUGGUCACAAGAUCGUCUUAUGGUCAAAGACAAGCUCACCCACUGCAUCAUGUUGAAUAAAGUCUACCGCAAAACUUACACUCUGGUCAAGAACCAGCCCUUCAUUCCCGGACAGCAGUCCUUCAACUUCUCCGAAAACUACGUCUUCGGGAAAUUCGACGCCUUCUGCAGACGCUUGAGUAGAAUAAUCUCCAUGUUCGAUCUAAUCGACGACUACAACAGCUUGUUCCAAAGACGCAUGGAGGGGUUGCUUCUAGGAGACGCCUUGGAAGAAGCCAUGCAGAACUUCAACGAAAUCAAAUCGAUAGUGAUGAAUAAAACAUACGACUAUCUAGAUCAAAGAAACGCGGAAUUCAAUGCAGACUUUAGGUCGUUUUUGUCGCACACCGACGAACUAAAAGAGAACAUCGGGAACAGCAUCGAAAGGAAUUUCGAUAGCGUCUGGGAGACUCCACAAGGCAUCCGUUUUCUGACGCGCUUCGAAAAAGUCAGCGAAAAGAUUCCUCUAACCCGGAUGGACGACAAGUACGAACGCAUCCUCAAGUACUGCGAGAAGGAAGUCGAUCGCAUUAUCAAAAUGUACAAGAAGCAGAAAGACGAUCCGCCGGUGCCUAUCAUGUUCCCACCGAUAGCUGGACGCAUCAAAUGGGCGAGGUCUCUAUUGUGUCAUUUAGACGAACUACUGUCUUGCGUGACUACGCACCAUAUCUUGAGGAACCUCCCAGCGACCGCGGAAUUAUCCAGAAGACAUAAAGCAGCUGAAACAACCCUAAAGUCGUACGAAACGGAUAUGGUAGCCAUUUGGAUGAAUCAACACAUUUGCGACGUCGAUAAUUGUCUUAAGCGGAAUCUACUGGCGGUGUGUCCCGAGCAACAGCGCAUCAAAGUCAAACUGCACAAUACGAUUCCGUUGCUGAUCCGGGAGACGGAUCUGAUGCUCAAGAUGGACCUCCCGGUACCCAUGGUCGCUAUGACUCUGUACUGCAAGCAGGAGCACUUUAGCUUGAUUAAGGAUCAUCUCCAGUUCCUGAUCGAAGACCUCCUGACGGUGGUCCGUUCCGUCAAGCUCGAAGUCCGCCCCCUCUUCCUUCCCCAUCUGGUCAAACUCACCGACAUCGUCGCCGAAGGCAUGCACAAACUCACUUGGGUGUCCUUGGACUGGAAGGACUUCGUCGACAAGUCCAACGACUCCAUCAAGCGAUUCAAAAUUUUGACCGAGAGAGUCCACGAUGUCUACACCAACCGAGUCUUGGAGGUCCUCAGUCUCAUGCAAUCGGUGCAGCUGCACGCUUUACCCGAAGUGGACGACGGCCCCUGGACCAUCGACGACUUCUGCGACAAAAUGGACGAAGUUUGUAGAACUGCAGCGACGGACCUCCACCGCAAGAGCCUCAUGGUGGAGGAAGCCGUCGAGGAGAUCCUCAUGCUGGUGCGUAAAGCGCGCAUCGACUGUCCGUCGCAGAACGACGAAGACAUCUUCUCCGAAGACGAGGCGGAGCAGACCGAAGAGAGUGGGUCGACACAACAACAGUCGGACUGGAGUUUGGUGUGGGAGUGUUUCGAGAAACCUCAUUUGCUUUUGAGUGGGGGGAUGUCCAAGGCUAUGGAGGAUAUGGUGAAGGGGGCAGUGAGCGAGAUGAGGAGGUACUACAGUCGGAAGGUGGUGGAUGUUCUUGUGAGAGUGACCAGGCAGUCUUUGGAGGCUUUACGAAGACGAUUUGCUGUGGAAUAUCACUCGGAGAGGACGCCCGUUUUUAUCCUGAAUUCGGUGUUGUUGAUACCGAAAGUGGCCGUUCAGCCGAACUUGGAGGAAGUCCAAGAUGUGUUGAACUUGGCCGGGAAGAACAUCACCUCUGUGUCGAAGGGUGUUGGACAGUGGAUGCGCGGAAAGCCACAGGUGAGCUCCAAUCAUACCAUCAUCGACCCGAGCAAAGGGGGACCGAUUAAGACGAAAGACGAAGAUUUUAGAGCGAGGAGGCGGAAGUUGUAUAGGCUGGCGACGGAAGAGAAACCCAUGUUUCCCUUCCAGCAGAAGAACUUCCACAACUUCGUCAUGGAGAACAAGGAAGUGUUGAAGACGUUGUCGUUGUUGUCGAUUUGCACACAGGAAAUGAAACAGGAAAUGACCCAGUUCAUAUCUAAAUGGAGACCGUACAACAUUCUGUGGCGAAACGAAAAGACCCAAAGGGAGCUACUUACCGCUUGCUUGAACGAAUUUGAAACGUCCUUAAGAAAACACGAAGAGCUCAACGAAAGGUUGACCACCGAACCUGACGUUUUCGUGAUCAGUAACUGCCUUGCCAUAUCCACGGAGAAACUCAAGUAUGGACUGGUUACCGAAAUUAGGUCCUGCACACAUAGAAUCGGUCAAGCCAUGAAGAAGAAAUACCGACGCGAAAUGGACUACGUCUACGCCGUGAUCAGCGAAAUGGAGCGAAAGCUCGAACGCACGAUUCGCGAUUUGGACGACGUUCGUCUGAUCAUGGACACCUUGAAGAAAAUUCGCGAGCAAGAGGUGGACAUGGAACUCAAAAUCGACCCUAUCGAGGACGCCUUCAACGUUCUAAAUCGUCACAACGUGAUGAUCGAACGCGAAAUUUUGGAACAAGUCGAUAGCUUACGGUACACCUGGAGCAGACUGUUGGAGCAUGCUCUUAAGGUUCAAGUGAAUUUGCUGGAGAUGCAGCCGCAAUUCCAAACUGAUCUUCGGACCAACCUUGAGAAGUUUAGACAAGACAAGAUUGACUAUUGUAACGAGUAUAGAACUGCGGGUCCGAUGCAGCCUGGGCUUACGCCGCGAGAAGCCUCGGAUCGGCUCAUUCUAUUCCAAAAUCGUUUUGAUGGAAUGUGGCGUAAACUGCAGACGUACCAAAGCGGUGAAGAACUUUUCGGUCUACCCACUACCGAUUAUCCAGAUCUAGCACAAAUACGCAAAGAGUUGAACCUUCUGCAAAAACUGUACAAACUUUACAACGACGUUAUCGAUCGGGUGACCAGCUACUACGAUAUUCCGUGGGGAGAAGUCAACAUCGAAGAAAUCAACAACGAACUCAUGGAAUUCCAAAACCGGUGCAGGAAGCUUCCGAAAGGCUUAAAAGAGUGGCCUGCUUUCUUCGCACUGAAGAAAACCAUCGACGACUUCAACGACAUGUGUCCUCUCUUGGAACUGAUGGCCAACAAAGCCAUGAAACCACGCCACUGGCAAAGAAUCAUGGAUUCCCUCAAUCACAUCUUCGAGUUCGAGAGUGACGGUUUUUGCCUCAAGAACAUCCUAGAAGCACCUUUGUUACAACACAAAGAAGACAUCGAGGACAUUUGUAUCUCCGCAAUGAAAGAAAAAGACAUAGAAGCCAAGUUGCGCCAAGUCACGAACGAAUGGUCCGUCCACGAACUAACCUUCAUGACUUUCAACAACCGAGGAGAACUCCUACUCCGAGGGGACACCACCGCUGAAACAAUAGGCCAACUAGAAGACAGCCUCAUGGUACUAGGAUCUCUCUUGUCCAACAGAUACAACGCUCCUUUCCGCAAACAAAUUCAACAGUGGGUGCACGACCUCUCCAACACCAACGAGAUUCUGGAACGCUGGUUGUUGGUGCAAAACAUGUGGGUUUACUUGGAAGCCGUGUUCGUGGGUGGCGACAUCGCCAAACAACUCCCCAAGGAAGCCAAACGCUUCUCCAAAAUCGAUAAAUCCUGGCAGAAGAUCAUGCAGCGAGCGCACGAAACUCCGGGAGUGGUGGCUUGUUGCGUCGGCGACGAUCUUCUCAAGCAGCUGUUACCACACCUCCAAGAGCAACUGGAGUUGUGUCAGAAAUCCCUCAGUGGUUACUUAGAGAGGAAGCGCAUGAUGUUCCCGAGAUUCUUCUUCGUUUCAGAUCCGGCGCUGCUCGAAAUUCUGGGUCAGGCUUCGGAUUCGCACACCAUCCAGAACCAUCUCCUUUCGAUUUUUGAUAACACGAGAUGGGUGAAAUUCCACGAUAUCGAGUACAAUAAGAUAACGGCGAUUGUGUCGUCCGAAGGAGAGAUGAUACAGCUGGAGAAAGCAGUCCGGGCUGAAGGGAGCGUGGAAACUUGGUUGACCCAACUGUUGGUAACUUCACAGGCUUCGUUACACUCGAUCAUAAGACAAGCCAACGGAAUGAUAAACGACGGGAACUUCCACUUGCUUCUCUUCUUGGAGAAGAUGCCGGCGCAGAUCGGACUCUUGGGGCUGCAAAUGAUUUGGACCAGAGACGCCGAAUUGGCGUUGAUGCAAGCCCGACACGACAAAAAGGUGAUGGCCGACACCAACAACAAGUUCCUCGAAUUACUCAACACUUUAAUCGACCAAACCACUAGAGACCUCACCAAAAUAGAGCGCACUAAAUUUGAAACUUUGAUCACCAUCCACGUGCACCAGAGAGACAUUUUCGACAUCUUGUGUCGGAUGAACGUAAGACACGUCAACGACUUCGAGUGGUUGAAGCAGUGCCGCUUCUACUUCAAGGAAGAGCAAGACAAAACCUUGAUCAUAAUAACGGACGUUUCGUUUUCGUACCAGAAUGAGUACUUGGGGUGUACUGACCGUCUGGUGAUUACUCCCCUCACCGACAGGUGCUACAUAACUCUGGCUCAAGCUUUAUCCAUGAGCAUGGGUGGCGCUCCGUGUGGACCAGCCGGUACCGGCAAAACAGAGACCGUCAAAGACAUGGGUAAAACUCUCGCCAAGUACGUAGUGGUCUUCAACUGUUCGGACCAAAUGGACUAUCGAGGUCUAGGCCGCAUCUACAAAGGUCUAGCUCAAUCGGGUUCCUGGGGCUGUUUCGACGAGUUCAACAGGAUCGAGCUGCCAGUUCUUUCGGUGGCAGCCCAACAAGUAGCCGUCGUUCUAGCCAGCAAGAAAGAAAAACGAAAGAACUUCCAGUUCACGGACGGCGAUAUCGUCGAAAUGUGUCCCGAGUUUGGAAUUUUCAUCACCAUGAAUCCAGGUUACGCCGGCCGGAAGGAACUCCCCGAGAACUUAAAAAUCCAGUUCCGCACCGUCGCGAUGAUGGUCCCUGACCGUCAAAUCAUCAUCCGAGUCAAGUUGGCUAGUUGCGGCUUCCUGGAGAACAUCACCUUGGCGAGGAAAUUUUAUACUUUGUACAAGCUUUGUGAGGAGCAGCUCACCAAACAGGUCCAUUACGAUUUCGGUCUUCGCAAUAUUUUAUCGGUUUUGCGUAGUCUGGGUGCUGCCAAACGUGUCAAUAAUAAAGACAGCGAAAGUACGAUAGUCAUGAGGGUUUUGCGUGAUAUGAAUCUAUCCAAGCUGAUCGAUGAAGAUGAGCCGCUCUUUAUUUCUUUGGUGGCUGACCUCUUUCCCAACCAGGCGCUGGAAAAAACUGCCUAUCCGGAGUUGGAAGAGGCCAUUAACACGCAAGUGGAAGAGGCGGGCCUCAUCAAUCACCCGUCGUGGGCUUUGAAACUUAUACAAUUGUAUGAAACCCAGCGGGUUCGCCACGGAAUCAUGACUUUAGGGCCCACCGGGGCCGGGAAGACCACUUGCAUUCAGACUUUGAUGAGAGCUUUGACCCAGAUGGGUGACUACCACAGGGAGAUGCGAAUGAAUCCGAAAGCCAUCACGGCAGCCCAAAUGUUCGGGCGCCUGGACGUCGCCACCAACGACUGGACGGACGGUAUCUUCUCGGCCCUCUGGCGGAAAACUCUGAAGCUAAAACAAGGAGAAUACGUCUGGUUGGUCCUCGACGGUCCGGUCGACAGUAUAUGGAUCGAAAAUCUAAACUCGGUCCUCGACGACAACAAAACUCUAACUCUAGCCAACGGCGAUCGUUUAUCCAUGGCUCCAACGUGCAAGAUCAUCUUCGAACCACACAACAUCGACAACGCCUCCCCAGCCACCGUCUCUAGAAACGGAAUGGUCUACAUGAGUUCCUCUGGACUGAACUGGAAGCCCGUGGUGGCCGCAUGGUUGAAAAAGCGAAGUGUGAGAGAACAAGAACUGUUCCACAAGUUGUUCGACGAAUCCUACGGGGAACUGUAUGCCUGGGGGACGCAGAAUUUGGUACUCGUCGUGGACGUUCUCGAAUGUAACGUAACUCUUCAAAUGUUGAAACUCCUAGAAGGGUUGGUUCCCGUGCAGGUCGACGAAACCGAAGAUCUUUCAGCUUCCAAGUCUGAUCAGGGUGAUUUAGACGACGACUUGUUGGACGAGUCGGAGAAGGUCGAAGAGAACAAACCCUUCACGAACGAGCACAUGUCCAAGCUGUAUGUUUUCGCGCUGAUUUGGGGCAUGGGGGCAUUCCUUGAAACCGCCGAUCGAAGCAAAUACGAUCGUUUCCUUAAAGAGAAUUUAACAGAGUUGGACUUGCCCAAAAACGAUCGCAAAAAUCCUGACGCUACUGUCUUCGAUUAUGUGGUCAAUUCUGACGGUGAGUGGGUCCUGUGGAGCACCAUGGUCACGAAUUACGUGUACCCGGAGCUCGCUACGCCUGAAUAUUCCACGAUUUUGAUCCCCAUUCCCGACAACGUCCGCAUCAAUUACUUGAUUCACACUAUAGCGAAGCAAGAGAAGGCCGUUUUGGUGGUAGGUGAGCAAGGGACUGCCAAGACCGUCAUGAUGAAGUCUUACAUAAAGAACGCCAACCCUGAAAUUUAUCUCAACCGAUCUUUCAAUUUUUCUAGUGCCACGUCGCCUUAUCAAUUCCAAAAGACAAUUGAGAGUUACGUCGAUAAGAGAAUGGGGAACACGUUCGGAGCUCCCAAUGGCAAAAAGAUGAUUAUUUUCAUAGACGACAUCAAUCUGCCAGAGAUCAAUUGUUGGGGUGACCAAAUAACAAAUGAAAUCGUUCGCCAGACCAUGGACAUGGGUGGGUUCUACAGUUUGGAGAAACCUGGAGAGUUUACGACCAUCGUGGACGUGCAGUUUGUGGCAGCGAUGGGACAGCCUGGGGGUGGCCGAAACGACAUACCGUCGAGGUUGAAAAGGCAGUUUUGCAUGUUUAAUUGUCCUUUACCAAUUGACAUGUCCAUUGACAAGAUUUUCGGGGUGAUCGCCCAGGGUCACUACAACGUCAAAAGAGGGUUCACGCUAGAGGUGAGGAAUCUGGUGAAGAAGCUGAUUCCUCUGACGAGGAUUCUGUGGAAGAAUACAAGAGCGAAGUUGUUGCCGACACCCGCAAAAUUCCACUAUGUUUUCUCUUUGAGGGAUCUGUCUAGGAUUUGGCAGGGGAUGAUUGGGACUUUAUCUACCGUGAUAGAGUCAGAAGGGUGCAUGAUGGUCCUGUGGAAGCACGAAUGUACAAGGGUAUUUUCAGAUCGGUUUACCAUAGAAGAAGACAAGAAGUGGUUCAACGAGGAGUUGUUAAGUUUAGUGGAACAGGAACUGGGGGCGGAAUUUAGAAAGAAAACGGAACCUAAUCCAGUUUUUGUAGAUUUCAUGAGAGACGCCCCUGAACCCACUGGCGAAGAAGGGGAAGACGCAGACAUGGAACUUCCCAAAGUGUACGAACCGGUAACCGCCGAAAACGAACUAAGAGAGAGAUUGGACAUGUUUUUGGCACAAUUUAACGAAAUGGUCCGAGGUUCUGGAAUGGAUUUGGUAUUUUUCCCAGAUGCCAUGCUCCACUUGGUGAAAAUAUCAAGAGUAAUUCGUCAUCCGAGAGGAAACGUGAUGCUCGUUGGGGUCGGCGGAAGUGGCAAACAAUCCCUCACGAAACUCUCGUCGUUUAUCGCCGGCUACAAAACCUUCCAGAUCACGUUAACCAGGUCCUACAACAUCGCCAACUUUUUAGAAGACUUAAAAGUUCUUUAUCGUUCUUGCGGCUGCCAAGGCAAAGGUACCACUUUUAUUUUCACUGAUUUAGACAUCAAAGAAGAAGGAUUUCUCGAGUACUUGAACAACAUUUUAUCGUCCGGAGUGAUUUCGAAUCUCUUCACGAAAGACGAGCAAGCCGAAAUCAUCCAAGAGGUGACGCCUGUGAUGAAGAGAGAGAACCCGAAGAGAUCCCUAAACCCCGAAAGCGUCAUGGAGUACUUCAUGAAUAGGACGUGCCAAAACUUGCACGUCGUCUUUUGCUUUUCUCCUGUUGGGGAAAAAUUCCGGAACCGGGCCCUUCGAUUCCCGGCUCUCAUUUCCGGUUGCACCAUCGACUGGUUCCAGCCGUGGCCCAGAGACGCUCUGGUACUAGUAGCGCGUCACUUCCUCACCGACUUCAAAAUCGCCUGCACGGAAGAGGUCAAAGAAGAGUUAGUUAAAGCUUUGGGGUCCAUUCAAGACGUAGUUUCAGCCACUUCCGUCGAGUACUUCCAGAGAUUCCGCAGAGCGACUCACGUCACACCCAAAUCCUACUUGAACUUCAUCGCCGGGUACAAGAGCAUUUACAAGAACAAGAAAAAGGAACUCAGUGACGGCGCUCUCAGAAUGGACACAGGUUUAGAAAAGCUUGCCGAAGCCUCUUCCUCUGUUCUAGUUUUGAAGAAAGAACUGGCUUCUAUGGAAAAAGAGCUCGCGGAUGCGUCCAAACGUGCCGAGAAAGUCCUCACGGAGGUGACAGAACGAGCGAUGCAAGCCGAAAUUGUCAAAAACCAAGUACAGAAGGUUAAGGAGAAGGCAGAAAUUUUGGUUUCUUCGAUCGCUGUGGAGAAGGCUCUAGCCGAGGAGAAGUUGGAAGCCGCGAAACCCGCUCUAGAAGAAGCAGAAGCGGCUCUGAAUACCAUCAAACCAGCACACAUCGCUACGGUGCGGAAACUGGGACGCCCUCCUCACCUGAUUAUGCGAAUCAUGGACUGCGUUCUGGUGCUGUUUCAAAGGAAACUUCACCCGGUCAUCCCGGAUACUGCGGCUUCCUGUCCGAAGCCAUCAUGGGCGGAGUCUCUCAAGAUGAUGGCCUCCACCACUUUCCUCCUGCAGCUCCAAAACUACCCCAAAGACAUCAUCAACAACGAAAUGGUGGAGUUCCUCCAACCCUAUUUCGAGAUGGAGGACUACAACAUGGACACUGCGAAGCGCGUCUGCGGUGACGUCGCCGGCUUGCUUUCGUGGACCAAAGCUAUGGCGUUCUUCCACAGCGUCAACAGAGAGGUGCUCCCACUCAAAGCCAACCUCACGCUUCAAGAAGCCCGUCUGAAGGUGGCCAUGGAGGAUUUGGCAGCCGCCGAACAACAACUGGAGGAACGCGAGCAGAGUCUGCGCGAGGUGAAAGAGCAGUACGAUAAGGCGGUACUCGAGAAACAGAGACUGACAGAUGCGGCUAAUUCUUGUCUGAGAAAGAUGAACACUGCGACCACUCUCAUUAACGGUUUGGGAGGGGAGAAGGUGAGGUGGACUGACCAGAGUAAAGAGUUUAAAGAACAGCUAGGGCGUUUGGUCGGGGAUGUGCUUCUAGCCACCGGGUUUUUGUCAUACUGUGGACCCUACAAUCAAGAAUUUAGAGCGAAUCUGGUGAACACGUGGAUGGAUAUACUCAAGUCGAAGAGCAUUCCGUUUACUCUUAAUCUCAACAUCACGAAUAUGUUGGUCGAGAGUGCCACUCUUUCGGAGUGGACGUUGCAAGGGUUGCCGAACGACGAACUCUCAGUCCAGAACGCCCUAAUUGUUACUAAGUCUAGAUCGUACCCGCUCUUAAUAGACCCCCAGAACCAAGGGAAGAUGUGGAUCAAGAAUAAAGAAGCCAACAACAGUCUCCAAAUCACGUCUUUGAACCACAAGUACUUCAGGACGCAUCUGGAAGACUGUUUGUCUAUUGGUAAACCACUUCUGAUUGAAGACAUCGAUAUCGAACUAGACCCGGUUCUGGACAACGUCCUCGAAAAGAACUUUAUCAAGUCGGGCUCGAUCGAGAAGGUGAUUGUAGGGGAUAAAGAGUGCGACGUGAUGAAAGGUUUCAUGCUAUACAUUACGACGAAGCUCCCCAACCCUCCCUACUCCCCAGAAAUCAGUGCCAAGACCUCCAUCAUCGACUUCACCGUGACUAUGCUAGGCUUGGAGGACCAACUCCUCGGCAGAGUCAUUCUAAUGGAAAAAUCCGACCUAGAAGCCGAACGAGUCGCCCUCUUCGAAUCCGUCAUGCAAAACCAAAGACGCAUGAAAGAACUCGAAACGAACUUACUCAGCAGACUCAACUCCUCCGAGUGCUCUCUAGUAGAAGACGAGGAACUCAUAAACGUCCUCCAAGUCACAAAAAGCACCGCCGAAGAAGUCAACCAAAAACUCUCCGUCUCCGCUCACACUGAAAAGAAAAUCAACAUAGCAAGAGAAGAGUUCAGAGCUGUAGCCGCUCGAGGCUCCAUUUUGUACUUCUUGAUCGUCGAAAUGAGCAACGUGAACGUCAUGUAUCAAAACUCGUUGAAACAGUUCUUGAUUAUUUUCGACAGCUCGAUCACCAAGUCGGAGAAGAGCCCUGACACGAUGGAGAGGAUCAGGAUCAUACUCCAGUACCUGACGAAAGAGGUGUGGGCGUUCACCCAACGCAGCUUGUACGAACGCCACAAAGCCCUCUUCACGCUGAUGAUGGCCAUGAAAAUCGACCUCCAGAAAGCCAUCAUCACCCACGAGGAGUUCAUGGCGUUCAUCAAAGGAGGAGCAUCUCUGGAUUUGAACGCGGUAACUCCGAAACCCUUCCGAUGGAUUCUGGACAUCACGUGGCUAAAUUUGGUCGAAAUCAACAAACUGAAGACGUUUUCAGACAUACUGAUCAAGAUCGAAAACAAUGAACGCGAGUGGAGGAUUUGGUACGAGAAGGAGAAACCCGAAGAAGAAGAGAUUCCGUGCGGAUAUCAAAAGGGUUUGGACGUGUUUAGAAAGCUCCUACUGAUAAGGUCUUGGAGUCCGGACCGAACGGUCUCACAAGCACGAAAAUACAUCAUUGAUUCUUUGGGACCUGAAUAUGGAGAGCCGUGCAUUCUGGAUUUGGAAGCCACCUGGGCUGAAUCCGAAGCAAGGACCCCUCUGAUAUGCAUCCUCUCCAUUGGGUCGGAUCCUUCGCCACAAAUCUCAGCUCUUGCGAAAGUCAAAGACAUGACUUUGAAGGCGGUUUCCAUGGGUCAAGGUCAAGAAGUCGUAGCCCGCGACAUGAUCGACUGGUCCAUGGCCAACGGUGGCUGGGUCCUCCUCCAAAACAUCCACUUAUCCCUCCCGUUCGCCACCGAAGCCAUGACCAUGAUCGUCGACGCGGAAACCGUCCACGAAAACUUCAGAAUCUGGUUAACCACCGAAGUCCACGAGCAAUUCCCAAUAGGUCUCCUUCAAAUGGCCAUAAAAUUCACGAACGAGCCGCCACAAGGAAUCCGCGCCAGCAUGAAACGCACGUACCAGAACAUCACCCAAGAUUACUUGGACUAUUCUGCACAAUCUCAGUGGCCACCUUUACUGUACGCCGUAGCUUUCCUUCACACCGUGGUCCAAGAAAGGCGAAAGUUUGGCCCUCUGGGCUGGAACGUCCCCUACGAGUUUAAUCAAGCGGACUUCGCGGCGAGUGUCCAGUUUAUACAAAACCAUCUGGACGAUAUGGACCCCAAGAAAGGGGUUUCGUGGCCCACGGUAUGCUACAUGCUGGGGGAAGUCCAGUACGGGGGACGGGUUACCGAUGACUUUGACAAGAGACUACUGACGACGUUCACUCAAGUUUGGUUCUGCGACGUGUUGUUGCGGCCGGGGUUCGAGUUUUACAAAGGGUACAAAGUUCCCCAGACGCGGAACCUUCAAGGGUACGUAGAUUACAUUAACAGUCUUCCGGCGACGGAUACUCCUGAGGUGUUUGGGCUCCAUGGAAAUGCAGACAUCACUUACCAGAUUAACACGGCUAAAGGUAUUCUGGACACGAUUCUCAGCGUUCAACCCAAAGAAGGUGGCAGUCAAGGUGGCGAGACCCGCGAAAGCGUGGUUUACAGCCUUGCCGAAGACAUGUUAGAGAAAUUACCACCACAAUACAACAGUUUCGAGGUAAAAGAGGCUCUCCAGAGAAUGGGGGCACUUCUCCCCAUGAAUAUUUUCCUUCGACAAGAAAUCGACAGAAUCCAGAAGGUGAUCAAAGAAGUGAAAUCCACACUGAGUGAUUUGAAGUUGGCUAUUGAUGGCACCAUCGUCAUGAGUCAGGGUCUACGAAGUGCCCUUGACGCUAUGUACGACGCCAGAAUCCCAGACCGGUGGCAAAAAAUAUCGUGGGAGUCUGCCACUCUAGGAUUCUGGUAUACAGAGCUUCUUGAAAGGGACGCCCAAUUCAGAAACUGGUGCAACAACGGCAAGCCCAACGUGUUUUGGAUGACUGGGUUUUUUAAUCCUCAGGGAUUCUUAACGGCGAUGCGUCAGGAUGUCACAAGAGCGCAUAAGGGAUGGGCGUUGGAUUCGGUCGUGUUGCAGAAUCUUAUAACGCGUUACAAUAAGGAAGACUUGAAGGAGGGUCCAGCGGAGGGUGUUUACGUUCAUGGGUUGUUUCUGGAAGGCGCAGGCCUCGAUAGAAGGACUGGGAAACUUAUUGAAAGCAAACCCAAAGUGCUGUAUGAGAUGAUGCCCGUUAUUUAUAUUUACGCUAUUAAUACCACGGCUGGGAAAGACCCGAAAUUGUACGAAUGCCCUAUAUACAGGAAACCGCAACGGACUGAUCAGAAAUACGUGGGGUCCAUUGAUUUCGAAACUGAUCACAACCCCAGACACUGGACUUUGAGAGGGGUGGCUCUGCUGUGUGAUAUCAAAUAAAGAAUGUCGUACAUUCUUGAUAAGGAAGAAGGCUGUGCACUAGUUGUAAAGUAGUUUAUCAAUUCACAAAAUAGUAAUAAAGAUGUAACAGUCAGUA